Molecule: messenger RNA, 2825 nt
Organism: Dendrobium catenatum
Lineage: Eukaryota; Viridiplantae; Streptophyta; Magnoliopsida; Asparagales; Orchidaceae
Exons: 6
Coding region: 535-2478 (647 amino acids)
Molecular function (GO): chromatin binding
Source: RefSeq, a predicted model, not a curated record
AUGGAUAGUUUCAUUGCACCGCAAAUUAGGAUCUUGAUUGGAGACAACAAGCUCUGUAAGGAGGGUCUCUCUGUUCCCGUUGCAUAGGCAAGUUAACCUACCUAAGAGAGAGAGAGCGAGAGAGAGAGAGAGACGACGAAAGAGAGAGUUAAACAGAGGUCCUGGUGCGGCGGAAGAGAGAGAAAGAGGGCGCGACUGAGAACUGGAGAAAACGAGUGGAGACCGAGAGAGAGAGAGGAGCUUCAUCAGUUCAGCACUUAAGAACCACCGAAACUCCCUCCGCCGCAUCCGCCCUUUACGCCGUUUCACAACAGCCUCCACCGCCGAAGGCGAAGACUGUCUUGUCGUACCCGGUCUCGCCAUCGUAUGCUUUCUCUUCUCUUUUCAUCUUCUUCUUUCUUCCGCCGGUCUCCCCAAACCCAUGAAGAGAUUAUCGCAGAAUCCAAAGCUUUUUCGCUGGAAAUCCUUCCUCCUUUUCCUUUGAUGUUCUCAGUUCAGCUCUGAUCCUUCGUCGCCACUCUCUCCACAGUUCUGAUGGCGGCGACUGCGAUAGUUUCCGAUUUUGUGGAAUGGAGGGAGAGUAUCAUCUCUCAGGAGCGCGGAAGCCGCGUUGUCCAUUACUUCCUUGAGGACUCUAACGGACAAUCCCAUCUCGCCGUGAUCGGCACCGAGAGGAGCUUGAGACACAUGCUCUAUGUGGUCUCUGAAGAGUUUCACCAGUCCUAUUGCCCAGACAAGUCUGCAGUUUCAAGCCUCAAGUGGAGAUCGAGAAGAGAGGUCGUAGAUUGGCUUAGUUCGUUUCUCCCGGGGAAGAUCAAGUCGCAUAAUCAUUCCAGAGCACUGAAAAAUGGUCCAGCAAACUCUUUGGGUGCUAAGAUCACAAGUAAUGGAGUUAAGGAUUCAGGAGGCUUCGUGCAUAAGCAUAUGGAUCUUGGCAGGAGCUUGAAAGGCCAACACUCAGAGAUCACGUGGUUUGGAAUUUCCUGGAUCUGUGGCAAACAACUUAAGCAUUACGAAGCAUUUUAUCGCAAUGGGACAACCAUUUUUGCCCAUUCUUUUGUUCUUGUCAUGUCAGAGGAAGAAACUCGCUAUCUUGCUUAUCUAGAAGAUAUGUAUGAAGAUAAGAAAGGACAAAAGAAAGUGAAAGUGCGCUGGUUUCACCAGGACCAAGAAUUUGAUUGUACAAUACCACCGCCAGCUCCACACCCUAAUGAAGUCUUCAUAACUCCUUACUCGCAGGUCAUAAGUGCCGAGUGUGUUGAUGAUGUUGCUACUAUUUUAACUCCUGAACAUUAUGAGAAGUGUUCAGCAACAUCUCCUUAUUCGUCUUCCUGUGGUCUGCGCUUAUGCUUUAGGCAAUAUAACAAAAAAAAAUUCAAAUUCUUUGAUCUAACAUCUCUGGGUGGAUAUUUUAAUCAGCCUGUUCUUUCAUCCUUGGAUAUCUGUUCUUUUUCUGGGGAGCAGCAAUUCCGCAAUGCCUGUGAUAUAAAACAUGUUGGAUCAAAGAGAAUGACAUUUGUCAAGAGCCAUCAGAGGAUUUUGAAGGACCAUUUGGAUAUUAAAAUGUCCAGUGACAGAAACGAAAUGAGAAAACUCUGGCCAGCAUGUCAUAACUUGGGAUGUGAUCUGACCAUGAGAAGGCCUCUGUCAGUGAAGUUUAUAGGACCACGUAAUCUGCCAAAACCUCCCUACAAAGCGGAUGAGAAGAUUGAGCUACUAUGCCAAGAUAGUGGCAUCAGAGGCUGCUGGUUUAAAUGUACUGUUUUAAGAGCAAGUCAAAUGAGAUUGAAGGUCCGAUAUGACAAUGUGCAGAAUGAGGAUGAUUGUGGGAACUUAGAGGAAUGGGUACCUGCUUUCAAAGUGGCUGCUCCUGACAAAUUGGGCAUGAGGCUUUCAGGCCGUUUUACAAUUAGGCCAUUUCCUGAGUGUAAUUAUAUACCUGAGGAUGCUGCCUUGCAGAUUGGAACAGCAGUGGAUGCAUGGUGGAAUGAUGGCUGGUGGGAGGGGGUUGUUAUUGGAAUGGAAUGCUGUGGAGAUGAUAGCUUGCAAGUAUAUGUUCCUGGUGAAGAUUUCUUCCUAUCUUGUCAAAGAAAAAAUGUUAGAAUUUCUAAUGACUGGUCAGGGAAUAGAUGGGUCAGAGUUGACGCUAAGCCAGACAUACUAUCAUUGAUAUCUUCUGUCAGUCCAGUAGCAAAGCCAACUGCAAAUGGCGUGUUGGCCAAGGGCGCAGAGUCAGGCUGUUCUGCAAUGUCGGACCGUGAAGCCAUUGCUACAAAAGCUAAUUCAAUUGAAGAAAAUAAGCAAGCAGCAGGAAAUGAAGACGCUAAUCAAGUAGAAGGAAACUUGACAGAGAAAAUAAAUGGGUCAGUGGAGUGUGACAAGCCUUUCAGUACAAGAAAACGGUGCAGGGAUGAAGCUUAUGAUGGACGUUAUGAAGGUGAACUGGACUUAGAAGGCAAUGAAAAGGCAAGCAAUUGAGUUAUUGAUCCAGUCAAGUUUCCAAGUUGUAUAUAUCUCACAUACGCCUACCAGCUAUAGAAUAUGGUACGGAAACUCGAGCAAAUUUCCAGGGUCAGCUAACUGCAUUUUUGUUGAGGGACCUUGGUUUGCUGCUCUCUGUUAUCUCUCUUUUUAGCUUUUACAUUAAAAACUUACUCACGUAACCCAUAUUCUAGUGGCCCUUCAAUGGUUCCCCUCUGAUUUUGUACUAUGCCAUGAAAAUGUGUUUCUUGGCCUUAAUAGGCCCAAGUAGUUCUGGGCUCCAACCUUGGUUCUUUAUUGAUGGUUCAGUUAAAUGGGAAUGGCUAGAUCCAGUUGUUUCAGCA